AUGACAACCUCUGUCGCAUCAAAACGCCUGUUCCAGGAAUACAAACACCUCACUCAAGACCCACCGGAUGGCAUCACCGCAGGCCCCGUCGAAGAAGACGACCUCUUUGUGUGGGAAGCCCUGAUUGAAGGACCCGAGGGUACUCCCUACGAAGGCGGCAUCUUUCCCGCCGAGCUCAAAUUNCCCAAGGACUAUCCUCUCAUGCCGCCGACCAUGAAGUUCCUUUGCGAUAUCUGGCAUCCCAAUGUGUAUCCGAAUGGUGUUGUCUGCAUCUCUAUCCUGCACCCUCCUGGCGACGACCCCAACCACUACGAACACGCCUCCGAACGCUGGAGCCCUAUUCAAAGCGUGGAAAAGAUCUUGAUUAGUGUCAUGAGCAUGCUGGCCGAACCCAACGACGAGUCGCCUGCCAAUGUCGAUGCGGCAAGAAUGUGGAGGGAGAGAAGAGCAGAGUUUGAGAAGAAGGUCAAGCAAGAUGUCAGAAGAUCGUUGGGACUCUGA
Molecule: messenger RNA, 501 nt
Organism: Aureobasidium musti
Lineage: Eukaryota; Fungi; Ascomycota; Dothideomycetes; Dothideales; Saccotheciaceae
Source: the annotation of a GenBank genome assembly